Molecule: messenger RNA, 1241 nt
Organism: Drosophila mauritiana
Lineage: Eukaryota; Metazoa; Arthropoda; Insecta; Diptera; Drosophilidae
Gene: Atg10
Product: ubiquitin-like-conjugating enzyme ATG10
Exons: 5
Coding region: 94-612 (172 amino acids)
Biological process (GO): protein modification by small protein conjugation; protein lipidation; macroautophagy
Cellular component (GO): intracellular anatomical structure
Molecular function (GO): Atg12 transferase activity
Source: RefSeq, a predicted model, not a curated record
ACAGUUAAAACUAUCGACAAUCGAUAACGUCGCGGUGCCGUGCGUAAGUGAUGGCCAACUCUAGCUGGUUGUAACCAUUGAGAAUCGAGCAUUAUGGGCGACUUGAGCUGGAAAGAUUUCUUGAGCCAGGCCAAGCAGUUCCUUGAAAUGUCCCAGAAGUUGGGUGAUAAUUGGAUGUUGGAGCAAAAGGACUCGAAUGAACCGAAUACCUAUCUCAAAUAUCGUCAAAAGAUUAAAUGCCAAGGUGGCAAGGACAACUCGGCUGAGUUAAUUAGUGUGGAGUAUCAUGUGGUCUUUAGUGUUUCCUAUCAAGUACCAAUGUUGUUCUUCCAGGCACACAGAUCAGAUGGAAGCCUUCUAGAUCUGGAGGCCAUUUGGCGACUGUUCAUGCCCGAAUCGAAGGCCAGCGAUCUCCACCAGAUACUCACCCAGAUGGAUCACCCGGUGCUUUUCAGACCCUUCAUGGCACUGCAUCCAUGCCGCACCGCCGAAGUGCUGAAGCAGUUCGGAAAGCCCAGCUCCAACCAGGUGCUUACCUUCAUCAGUCUGUACGGACCACAUGUGCAGUUGUACCUGCAAAAUGCGUACGGCUUAAGCCAGGAUUUUACGUAAUUUGAAUUUAUUGGUGGUUGUUUUAAACACUGGUUAUAGGAGUAUACAUAGUGGUUACACCUUAACUUGGGACCCCAUCGCCACCAGUUCUUGGCACGAGUGAAGAUCCAUGGGGCAUAGGGUCGUAGCAUGACAUGACACCUGCAGCAGCACAUCAGUGGAUAAUUUAAGUUGAAAACGAAAAUCUAAUGGAGCUACUAAAGGAACCCAGCUUUGUACACAGAUUAUAACUUCGCUUAGGCGAUACAUUCAACUACUUAGGCAUUAAUAUAUCAUCGCUUAACGUAGUGUAUAGUUUUCAAGUUCCACUUGCUAUUUUCGUUCAUUUCUCUGGUAAUAUCAACUAGUAGCUACUUUUCGAUUACUUCGAUUUAACAUUAGACAGGUAUACGCUUACAUCUAGUUGUACUGUACACAAGCGUGGCCUUGCUGAGCCGCUUUGCUUUGCAUUUUACUAAUAUUAAGUGGUUCAUUUAUAAUUAAUGUUAACUGGCUACUGUGUGGCAUUAGCGGCGUCCCGGCGCUGGCACUAAAUCCCCGUGUUCCUGGCGGAGCCGAGGACUCGUGGGCGCGGGGAAUCGCAUUGAAAAUGUUUAUUUGCAAAAUUAAAUCGACUUUUAUGUAUAUUA